UAAAAGAAUGUAUAUUUGUUUGGGGGCUCUUAAGAAUGGCUUUAAGGCUGGUUGCAGAACUAUUAUUGGCUUAGAUGGUGCACAUCUGAAGAGUUGCUUUGGGGGUCAAUUGUUGACGGCUGUUGGUAUUGAUGCCAAUAACACAUCAUGGGUGAUAGCAUAUGCUAUGGUUGAGGCAGAAAGCAAGGAUUCAUGGAUGUGGUUUCUAAAGUUAAUGGUUUCUGAUCUGAACAUUGAGCAUGAAGGAAGAGGAUGGACCUUCAUUAGUGAUAAGCAAAAAGGCCUCAUACUAGCAUUUAAAGAGGUUGUUCCAAGAGCUCAUAUCAGAUUUUGUGUCCGGCACAUGUGGACAAACUUUACGAAGUUAUUUCCCGGAAAGGUAAUGAAAGAUCAGAUGUGGGCUUGCGCAAAAUCAACUACUUUGCCUUACUUUCAGAAGGAGAUGGAGGAUAUGAAGGCCCUUGACUUUGAUGCAUAUAAGUGGCUUACAGCAAAAGAUAGGCCUGCAAUACAUUGGUGCAGAGCAUAUUUCAACACAGAUGGGGAUUGUGACAUCAUGAUAAACAACCUGUGUGAGAGUUUUAAUAGUUGGAUAUUGGAGGCAAGGGGUAAACCACCAGUGACCAUGUUUGAAGAGUUGAGGGUCAAAUUGAUGAAGAGAGUUGCAAUGAGGAAGGAAAAAAUGGAGGCUUAUCAUGGCAAUAUCUGUCCAAAGCCAAGGGUGGUUAUAGAGAAGAAUAAGCUGAGGGCUGGAACAGACUGCAUACCAACAUUUAAUGGAGGUGACAUUGCUGAGGUAGAAAACAUUGACGGAUCCAAAAAUGUGGUUAACUUAACAAUGAGGACAUGCACUUGCAGGCGGUGGGACUUGUCUGGAAUUCCAUGCAAGCAUGCUAUCUCUGCCAUUUACUUAAAGAGGCAUGAUCCAGAUGAUUAUGUGGUAGCAUGCUAUUUGAAGAAGACCUACAUGAGUAUCUAUAACAACCUCAUCCAACCUGAAGGUGGUGUUAAACUUGCAAGAGUGCAAAGAUCCCUAAGGUGUAGCAAUUGUAAGCAAGUAGGUCACAACUUGAAAACAUGUCAAAGACAUUUACCACGAAAGGAAAAGGCUGCUGUUGUUAAUAAGAAGAGGAAGCUUAAUACACAAGAAGAACAAACAUCUAAAAAUCAGUCCAAGCAAGGAAAAAAAUCACCCAUGACCAAAAACGAGUUGAGGCAGAAAGCCAAAGAAAGAGCUGAAUAUCAAAGGAAAAAGAAGGCUGCCUUAAAGGCAUCAAAGUUGGAAGCAAACAAGUCUACUCCAAAGAGAUCAAGGCCUGUACAAGCUGCAUCUACCCAGCAAAGUUCAAGGCCUAUACAAGCUGGAUCUGCCCCAACAAGUACAAGGUCUGUACAAGGUUCCAAUCCAUCAACCAACAAGGCUGCAACACCAUCAAGGUCCUCUCAAAGGGUUAGACAAAACUCAGGUAAAGGAGCUGGAAAAUAGUUUACGGUAAUGGGAUUUGAUAUUAGCUAGCCAAGCAAAACGUUUUAGGCAUCCUAUUUUUGGGCAACCUUGUGUUGUGUCACUUGGUUGCUAGCUCUAAUCUUUUGAUAAGAUGAUUAGAGCUAAAUUUAAUUCCAAACAUAUUAGUACUUGAACAAUUGCAGGAUGUAAUGCUCUAUAUCGUUUGUUUUUGGUAAGUUAGAGCUUUGUUCAAUGGCUGGCUAAUAUUGACGAUACAAUGUAUUUUUUGGUUUAGGGGUUGAUUAUGAAUGUAGGUGAAUGUUUGUUUUUCUUCCAUUUAUGCUUCAAAUUUAUGGAUGCUUCAAUUUACAGAAA
Molecule: messenger RNA, 1822 nt
Organism: Rosa rugosa (rugosa rose)
Lineage: Eukaryota; Viridiplantae; Streptophyta; Magnoliopsida; Rosales; Rosaceae
Exons: 5
Coding region: 8-1486 (492 amino acids)
Biological process (GO): DNA transposition
Molecular function (GO): transposase activity; DNA binding; zinc ion binding
Source: RefSeq, a predicted model, not a curated record